This is a messenger RNA of Panthera uncia (snow leopard), 5820 nucleotides long. It is a transcript of the gene PLEKHA7, whose product is annotated as pleckstrin homology domain containing A7. The record is from RefSeq and is a predicted model, not a curated record. Gene Ontology annotation, biological process: pore complex assembly; epithelial cell-cell adhesion; zonula adherens maintenance. Gene Ontology annotation, cellular component: zonula adherens; pore complex. The annotation marks the transcript as partial. The transcript is spliced from 24 exons. Lineage: Eukaryota; Metazoa; Chordata; Mammalia; Carnivora; Felidae.
UUCUUUCUCUCUAGCCAUAACCAACAGACCACAGCAUUCAGGCACCCUGUGAGUGGGCAGUUUUCUCCAGAAAAUAGCGAAUUUAUUCUUCAAGAAGAGCCACAUCCACAUAUGUCGAAGCAAGAGAGAAACCAAAGACCGUCCAGCAUGGUCAGUGAAACAUCCACAGCUGGAACCACGUCGACCGUGGAGGCCAAACCUGGCCCCAAGAUCAUGAAGUCCAGCAAUAAAGUCCACAGCUUUGGGAAGAGGGACCAGGCCAUCCGGAGGAACCCCAAUGUUCCGGUGGUGGUGAGGGGGUGGCUGCACAAGCAGGACAGUUCUGGGAUGAGGCUGUGGAAAAGGAGGUGGUUUGUGCUUGCCGAUUAUUGCUUGUUUUACUAUAAAGACAGCCGAGAAGAAGCUGUCCUUGGGAGCAUCCCUCUGCCCAGCUAUGUGAUCUCGCCUGUGGCCCCUGAGGACCGUAUAAGUCGCAAGUAUUCCUUUAAGGCUGUGCACACGGGGAUGCGAGCACUCAUCUAUAAUAGCUCCACAGGGGGUUCUCAGGCCGAGCAGUCAGGCAUGAGGACCUAUUACUUCAGUGCCGACACCCAGGAGGACAUGAAUGCUUGGGUCCGGGCCAUGAACCAGGCCGCACAGGUGCUGUCUCGAUCAUCACUAAAGAGGGACAUGGAGAAGGUGGAGCGGCAGGCGGUCCCCCAGGCCAAUCACACAGAGUCCUGUCGAGAGUGUGGCCGUGUGGGACCUGGACAUGCAAGGGAUUGUCCUCACCGCAGCCAUGAGGAUUCCUUUGGCUUCGAGAGGCGGGAGCAAGAGGAAGAACGUUACCGUUCCCAGAGGGACCCACUGGAGGGCAAGCGGGACAGGAGCAAGGCCAGGUCCCCGUACUCACCAGCUGAGGAGGAUGCCUUGUUCGUGGAUUUACCUGGUGGCCUGAGAGGCCAGCAAGCACAGCCCCAGCGGGCAGAGAAGAACGGAGUGCUGCCCACCACAUAUGGCCCAGGAGAGCAGAAUGGGACCAGCGGGUAUCAGCGGGCCUUUCCUCCCAGGAACAACCCUGAAAAGCACAGCCAGAGGAAGAGCAGCCUGGCCCAGGUGGAGCACUGGGCAAAAGCCCAGAAGGGGGACGGCAGGAGCCUGCCGCCGGACCAGACCCUUCCCCGCCAGGGCCCCAGCCAGUCCCUGUCCUUCCCGGAAAACUACCAGACCCUUCCUAAGAGUACCCGACACCCCUCAGGGGGCUCCUCGCCCCCUCCCCGCAACCUGCCGAGUGACUACAAGUAUGCGCAGGACCGAGCCAGCCACCUGAAGAUGUCAAGCGAGGAGCGCAGGGCACACCGGGACGGCACCGUGUGGCAGCUCUACGAGUGGCAGCAGCGCCAGCAGUUCCGGCACGGCAGCCCCACGGCGCCCAUCUGUGCUGGCUCGCCAGAGUUCCCUGACCAGGGCCGGAGCAGGAGCAUGCUGGAGGUGCCCCGCUCCAUCUCUGUGCCUCCGUCUCCCUCGGACAUCCCUCCUCCGGGCCCCCCGAGGGCCUUCCCACCCAGGCGGCCACACACGCCGGCAGAGAGGGUCACCGUGAAGCCGCCGGACCAGCGGAGGAGUGUGGACAUCUCGCUGGGGGGUUCUCCCAGCAAGGCCCGGGGCCACACCACCAAGAACUCUUCUCAUGUGGACCGACGCUCCAUGCCCUCCAUGGGCUACAUGACCCACACUGUCAGCGCUCCCAGUUUACAUGGAAAAUCGGCUGACGACACCUACCUCCAGCUGAAGAAAGACCUGGAGUACCUGGACCUAAAGAUGACAGGCAGGGAUCUCGUCAAGGAUCGAAGUCUGAAGCCAGUGAAGAUCGCAGAGAGUGAUAUUGACGUCAAACUGAGCAUCUUCUGUGAACAAGACAGGAUCCUCCAGGACUUGGAAGACAAGAUCCGAGCCCUCAAGGAGAACAAAGACCAGCUAGAGUCCGUCCUGGAGGUAUUGCACAGACAGAUGGAGCAGUACCGAGACCAGCCCCAGCACCUGGAGAAGAUUGCUUACCAGCAGAGGUUGCUGCAGGAGGACCUUGUCCACAUCCGGGCGGAGAUCUCCAGAGAGUCCACUGAGAUGGAAAAUGCCUGGAAUGAAUACCUGAAGUUAGAGAGUGAUGUGGAGCAGCUGAAGCAGACCCUGCAAGAACAACACAGAAGAGCCUUUUUUUUCCAGGAGAAAUCGCAGAUACAGAAGGAUCUCUGGAGGAUUGAAGACGUCAUUGCAGGCCUGAGUGCAAAUAAAGAGAACUUUAGAAUCCUGGUGGAAUCAGUCAAAAAUCCAGAAAGAAAAACGGUGCCUUUGUUUCCUCAUCCGCCUGUGCCUUCACUCUCAACUUCUGAGAGCAAGCCACCCCCACAGUCCAGCCCUCCCACCAGCCCCGUGCGGACCCCUCUGGAGGUUCGACUCUUCCCCCAGCUGCAAACCUAUGUGCCGUACCGACCUCAUCCACCCCAGCUGAGGAAAGUGACAUCCCCUCUUCAGUCACCAACCAAGAUGAAGCCCAAAGUUGAAGACGAGGCACCUCCCAGGCCCCCACUCCCCGAGCUCUACAGUCCAGAGGACCAGCCCCCGGCCGUGCCACCUCUGCCAAAGGAGGCCACCAUCAUCCGGCACACUUCAGUGAGGGGCCUUAAGCGGCAGUCGGAUGAGAGGAAGCGAGACCGGGAGCAGGGGCUGUGUGUGAAUGGGGACUCCAGGGUAGAGCUCCGGUCGUACGUUAGUGAACCCGAGCUGGCGACUUUCAGUGGGGACAUGGCCCAGCCCUCCCUGGGACUUGUGGGCCCUGACAGCAGGUACCAGACCCUGCCAGGCAGAGGCCUCUCAGGGUCCACGUCAAGGCUCCAGCAGUCGUCCACCAUUGCUCCCUACGUCACACUCCGGAGGGGUCUCAAUGCCGAAAGCAGCAAGGUGACCUUCCCUAGACCCAAGAGUGCCUUGGAGCGUCUGUACUCAGGGGACCAUCAGCGGGGCAAGAUGAGUGCGGAGGAGCAGCUGGAGCGCAUGAAGCGGCACCAGAAGGCCCUGGUCCGGGAGCGCAAGAGGACGCUGAGCCAAGGAGAGAGGACGGGCCUGCCCUCGUCCCGCUACCUCAGCCAACCUCUCCCCGGAGAUCUCGGCUCAUGGAAGCGUGAGCAGGACUUUGACCUGCAGUUGCUGGAACGGGCCAUGCAAGGGGAAAGAAAGGACAAGGAGGAGAAUGGCUGGUUGAAAGUACAGGCCAUGCCAGUCACUGAGUUGGACCUGGAACCUCAAGACUAUGACUUGGACAUCAGCAGAGAGCUGUCCAAACCAGAGAAGGUCUCCAUCCCCGAGCGUUACGUGGAGCUGGACCCUGAGGAGCCGCCCAGCCUUGAGGAGCUGCAGGCGCGGUAUCGCAAAGCCGAGAAGAUCCGCAACAUCCUUGCUCGCUCCAGCAUGUGCAACCUGCAGCCGACAUCAGGCCAGGACCGGAACAGCGUGGCCGACCUGGACUCACAGCUGCAGGAGCAGGAGCGCAUCAUCAACAUCUCCUACGCUCUGGCCUCCGAGGCCUCCCAGCGCAGCAAGCAGGUGGCAGCCCAGGCAGUGACUGACCCGUGACCCAACGUGCAAAGGAGAAGUCUGAAGCCAGGGGCCCAGUGGAACCAGUUUCCUCCGAGAAGACUGAUCUUCCUUCCCCCAAGGAAACCCCUUCCAGCUCAGCAGGGGUUCUGGCUGGAGGAAGGAGCAGCCACAACUUCACUAUAGGGCUGGGUCCUAACCACCACCACCACCCCCGCCCCCCCACCAACUAGUUCAGACUCCUUUUUACAUAUGACAAAGGCACUUUUGAUACACACUGUAAAAUACUGAUGCUGUAUUUUAGAAUCAGAAUAUAUUUUCUAAUGUUCACCUCAAGGGCUGAGUGGCUGGAAAGGUGAGGAUGCAGGAUUUUGGAGCUGCACAUACAGAUUCAGGUACCAUUUGGGUGGUAGGUAUGGGUAGGGGAGAAGGGCGGGCGGGCAGAGGCCAGUCCAGUAUCCAGUGAACUCAGGUGAAGGUUGCAUUUGAAAUGUGCUUCCAGGGGAGCCCAGUGUUAGGCUUGUUGGCAUGUUAUCUGGGGGAAGAGGGGCCCUUAGCUGCAGAGGUCAGCUGCCCCUGACCUGGCCUGGUGACCAGCUCUGGAGGAGGAGAUUCCACCAGGGUGGCAUGUGGAGCCCAAGUCCAUACCUUGGCCCUUGGGUUUGGUUUAGGGGCAAUAGUGUAUUCAAGAGGUUUGGUUCCAGACCUGUCCAUGGGUUCUCUCAGCAAAGGGCUCUUCUUGGGAAAAACAGAACAGUUUGCUUUAAUUAAAAACAAAAAUUUAUAUAUAUAUAUAUAUAUAUAUAUAUAUACACACACACACACACACACACACACACACACACACACCUUGAAAUACAGAAAAGGUGAGAGGAAGCACCUUUUAUUGUAUCAUAAGCAAUAAACUUCACACUGGGUGGCGUCUACCUAAAACUCCCUGACUCCACGCUGGGCUGUGAUAGGGCUUUGUUGCCUUCCCUGGAGAACCUAGAUCAGCUUCCCCAGGACGUGGGUCUGGUGGCCAGAGGGCAGGCAGUGUGCCCCCACCAUCCCUGAAGGCCAGCAGCAGGACUUUGACUUGACUUCCAGCCUCUAGUGAGGCUGUGCCAAGCCAGGCACAGUGUUUGUGGCCCUUUAUUUAAAUCAUGAGCUCAUGAUAUUCUGCAUACAGAAAAUGAUGUUUAAAGGAAAAAAAAAAAACUCCAUUGGGUGGGGCCACACUUUAAAUGAAAAUUUGUCUUUGACUGUGGUCAGAAAAAAAAAAAUCUUAACUAUAUUUAGAAAUUGCCGUCUAUUUUUAACUAACUCCAUAUGCUGCCAGUAUCAACUUCGUGACAUUUGCCAAAAUAAGAUUUUAUUUUUGCCUUUAUAAGAUUUUGUUGGAAAAAUGAAAUUAAUAUUUUGCAAGAAAAAAGUUAAUUUAAAUAAAGGUGUAAUGGUUUGCAAAAAAAAAAUGGCGAUGAACAGAUUAAAAUAUUAACCCGAUAUGCUUCCUGCUUCUUGCUGGCUAUAUAUUCUCAUGGGUGGCCUGUGUUAGUUUUUUUCCAUUUCUUUGGAAAAUCCCCAGUGUCAGCUCUCGAUCCUGCUUGUGUGACCUAUGAAAAGUUUCUCCUGCUGACAGUUCCUUGACACUUGAUUGACUUUGGAGGCCCCGGGGGGAAGAAGGCCUGUGUUUGGGGCCCUUGGCUGGGCUUCAGCAGCUGCUCACAGUGGCCUUCCACCCAACCCUGGUCGAGGGGCUGCAGGGCUGUGGACUCCCAUGUGGGGUUGGUUUGGCAAUCCAAGAUAGCAGGAGCGACGCCAUGGGCCCCUUUCCAAACCACACGCCUCCAGCUCCUUCCAGUGAGGCGGGUUAGUGACGGACCAUUGCAAACUGGAUUUGUAUUUAAUUCGUUCUGACUUGUGAUGUAGGCUUAAAACAGAAGCCAAGGGGCCAGUUCAGUUUAGGGAUGUGUGUGUUUCCAAGUUUGCUGUUAUGGCAGUUUUUCUCUAUUGCCAAAGAAGAGCACCCAAGGUUUAGAGUGACUUUCCAACUAUUUAAACUGGGGAAAAUAGAUUCCAAAGCCCUCUGAACAGAGGACACUGCUGCUUUUUAGCUGCUGAUCUCUUUUUGAAUUUUAAAAUAAAAAAUACUCUGGUUUUGAGCAUUACUUAGAGAUAUCCCCAUAACAGAGGAAAGAGGUUGGGCAGGGGAGGGGGAGGUGGUCGGGAGAGUGGAGAUUCCUCAAUAACUGAGUGCAAAAGUUAAAA